UUAGCUAAUGAAGAACGAGUGCCACGCCAACUUGAUUUAACACCAUACGAUGAUACGGCAGUGAAGAUUCUGGUGGAUUAUCUGAACGACGAUAAACAAUUCAAUGUUAAACUCACGUUUUAUGCGCUCGCUGAUUUGCUCGAUUUGUCAUUAUCGCUACAGAUCACUCAGUUGAUCGAUCAACUCAAUGAGACGGUGCUGAAGUUAGCGUGGCAAUCCACAGAUGCCCUCCUACAAGCGUUAAUAAUGUUGGGCUCAGAGCGUUUCAUCAGUGCUGCUGUCAAGAUUCAACCUGAACUUGAAGCAAUGGCCGCUCAAUUGUUCCGUAGAAUUGCCAAACAUCGAAUGCUCUCAAUAAUAUCACCAAUCAUUUUUGGUAAUAUUAUCUCCAGAUGCGAUCUGGACGUUGAAUCCGAAAUGGAUGUAGUUGACGCUGGACUGGUGUGGUGUUGGGGUCAAAAAAAUCGUUUAGAAGCAUGCAAUCUGGUAUUCUCAAGGAUUCGCACACUGUUUCUUUCAGUUGGUGAUAAGGCAACAAUUCGACAACGAAUCAUUGAACUACCUGACGGAGAAAAGGUGCUUUCACUGGUUUCAUCGCUGCUUUCGAGUGGAAACGGUCGCAGAUGUUGCGUUAUAAAAGAACAUAAGAGACGGCGACACGUCAGAUGUUCUAUACCCAUUAUAAAUCGAGACAGAUCCAUUGACAUGGCUAAAUUACCUUUGUAA
Messenger RNA from Anisakis simplex (herring worm), 726 nucleotides. NCBI's taxonomy places the organism in Eukaryota, Metazoa, Nematoda, Chromadorea, Rhabditida, Anisakidae. The record is from the annotation of a GenBank genome assembly.